Molecule: messenger RNA, 1506 nt
Organism: Talaromyces rugulosus
Lineage: Eukaryota; Fungi; Ascomycota; Eurotiomycetes; Eurotiales; Trichocomaceae
Exons: 5
Coding region: 1-1506 (501 amino acids)
Molecular function (GO): oxidoreductase activity; heme binding
Source: RefSeq, a predicted model, not a curated record
AUGAGCAAAGUAUUCGACGCGGCAGAAGUCGCCAAGCACAAUUCAGCUGAAAGCUGCUGGGUGGUUUUGUAUGGAAAGGUUUACGAUGUCACCGACUUCAUGUCCAGCCACCCCGGUGGUGUCAAGGCCAUCCUCAGGCUCGCCGGUGCCGAUGCCACUGAAGAAUACGACCCAAUCCACCCACCAGGCACUCUAGAAGAAAACCUCAAGCCCGAGGCGCUCCUGGGCACCAUUGACCCAAAGACACUGCCAAAGCCCACCGCCGACGAGCAGUCCCAAGGCGAAUCAGAGGGACCGCCGCCCAUGGAAGCCCUCUUCAACUUGGACGAAAUUGAACAGGUCGCUACCAAGCAGGUCAGCCGAAAAGCAUGGGCUUAUUACUAUUCUGCGUCGGACGAUCUGACUACGAAACGCUUUAACACUGAAGUUUACCGCUCCAUCCUCCUUCGACCCCGGGUGUUCAUCGACGUUGCCAAAUGCGAUCUUUCUACAUCUGUGGUCGGGCACAAAAUCGGGCUACCGAUAUUUGUAGCACCAGCUGCCAUGGCCCGCCUGGGCCAUCCGGCAGGUGAAGCUGGCAUUGCUGAAGCUUGUCGCAGCUUCGGCGCCAUGCAGGUCAUUUCAAACAACGCGUCAAUGUCGCCAGAGCAAAUUGUGGAGAAUGCCGCCUCGGAUCAGGUUUUUGGCUGGCAAUUAUAUGUCCAGGUGGACCGAAAGAAGAGUGAAGCGAUGCUGGCUCGCAUUAAUAAAUUGAAGGCUAUUAAAUACAUCGUGUUAACCCUCGAUGCGCCAGUGCCGGGAAAACGGGAAGACGAUCUACGGAGUGACAGCACAGCUAGCAAGCUGCCAGUCAGCUCCAGCGCAGUCGCCAAAAAAGAAGAGGCUGCCGACACUCUACCAGACGGAACACCUGUGCCCAAGGAGGGAGGUGGUGGUGUCGGAGCGCAAUUAUUUGCCGGAACAGAAUGCUCACUCACAUGGAAGGAAACUCUUCCUUGGCUUGCCAAACACACGGACUUGCCAAUCAUCCUCAAGGGCCUGCAAGCACACGAGGAUGCCUAUCUCGCUUCACAACAUACACCCCAGGUCAAGGGAAUCAUCCUGUCGAACCACGGCGGGCGCGCGCUAGACACUGCCCCACCGGCUAUAAACACAUUACUCGAGAUUCGGAAGUACUGCCCUGAGGUUCUUGAGAAGUUAGAAGUCUGGGUCGAUGGUGGUGUUCGACGAGGCACCGACGUUGUCAAGGCUUUGUGCCUAGGCGCAAAGGCUGUCGGUAUCGGCCGACCUGCACUAUGGGGAUUGGGUGCUGGAGGCGUUGCCGGUGUGCAGAGAACGCUCGAAAUUUUGGCCGACGAAACGAGAACCUGUAUGCAAUUAUUAGGUGUCGAAAAGGUGGAAGAUCUUGGUCCUCAACAUAUCAAUACUCGAAUCGUCGAACAGCAGAUCUACGAUGGACCGUCGCAACUGGGCGGCCUAGUGUCGCAGCUGCGCGCCAAAUUAUGA